CCGCCGCCGCUGCUACUCCCCCACCCCCUCCUCCACUUUUUUCCUCUUCCCCUCUUCCUUCUUUUUGCUUUUUCUUCCUUCUUCUUCCAUCUCCUUCUUCUUCUACGUUGCGCCUCCGUCUUUCUCCCGAAGUCGUAGUCCGCCGCCGCUAGCCGCUGUAGCCGUGCUGCUCGCCUGCAACCGAACCGUGUAAAAAACGGUUUUGGUUCACCGUCGUUUAAAACCGGCGAACCGGUGAUUUGGACCGCCGGGUCGGACCGGUUGGGCAAUUCGAUAUAUAAGGCGUGCUUUAAACCUAAAACUUUCAAACUUUGUCUUCUCCGGUUGAAGCAGAGCGGCUGAGCACUCUGCCACCGCAGGCCGGCGAGGAGGAAGGAAAAUGGUGAAGGCCUACCUGAGAUACGAGGCGGCGGCGUCGUUCGGGGUGAUAGUUUCCGUUGAUUGUAAUAUUACUUAUGACAGCUCCGGCAAGCAUCUUUUGGCAGGGGCUUUGGAAAAGCUUGGAGUUUGGCACGUCCGGCAGGGGAUUUGCACCAAGACACUAGUUCCUUCUGCUUCUUCAUCUUCGCGCGGUCCGUUGCUCGCUGUUACAUCCAUAGCCUCGUCUCCUUCCACUCUGAUUGCUAGUGGCUAUGCUGAUGGUACUGUAAGAAUAUGGGACAGCGAGAAGGGAACAUGUGAAACUACUCUGAAUGGACAUAGAGGUGCUGUGACAGUUCUUCGUUAUAACAAGCUUGGAUCGUUGCUUGCCUCUGGAAGUAAGGAUUGUGACAUUAUUUUAUGGGAUGUAAUUGGUGAGGCUGGUCUCUUUCGAUUACGUGGGCACCGGGAUCAGGUUACUGAUCUCAUCUUCCUUGAUUCCAGUAAAAAGCUUGUUACUUCAUCGAAGGACAAAGUUUUGAGAGUUUGGGAUCUGGAAACACAACACUGUGUUCAGAUUGUUAGUGGUCAUCACAGUGAAAUUUGGUCAAUUGAUGUGGACCCUGAUGAAAGAUAUCUAGUCUCUGGAUCAGCAGAUCCAGAGAUUAGAUUUUUCAAAAUUAACAAUGAGUCAGCUGGUCGAAAAGGUGGACCUGAAAUAAGUGAAACUGAUGCUGACAAUGGAACUUCUUCUGUGCUGAACAAAUGGGAAGUUCUAAAACAUUUUGGUGAUAUUCAGCGUCAGAGCAAGGAUAGAGUUUCUACCAUUCAGUUCAACAAGUCUGGUAAUUUACUCGCUUGUCAGGUUGCUGGGACUACAGUGGAGAUAUUUCGUGUGUUGGACGAGUCUGAAUCCAGACAUAAAGCGAAAAGGAGAAUUAAGAGGAAGUUGAAAAAAACUACUAAAGGAAAAGAUGAUACUAUUGAAAAUGGAGACCAGCAUAUGGAUUCUGAAGAGAGUAGUGAGUUCCUUGUUACAAUCCAAGACAUCUUUAAAUCUUUUCAGGUUGUGCGAGCAAAAAAAAAGAUAUGCUCUAUAUCUUUUUGCCCCAUAACUCCAAAGAAUUCCCUGGCUACCCUAGCCUUAUCUUUAAACAACAAUUUAUUGGAAUUUUAUUCAGUUGAAGACAGUCAGGCGGCACGAAUAAGUGCUAUUGAGCUCCAGGGACAUCGUUCUGAUGUGAGAAGUGUCACUCUUAGCUCAGAUAAUACACUUUUAUUGUCGACAAGCCACAGCUCGACUAAAAUAUGGAAUCCUAGCACUGGAUCAUGCCUCAGAACAAUUGAUUCAGGAUAUGGCUUAUGUGGCUUUUUUGUCCCUGGUAAUAAGUAUGCAAUUGUUGGUACUAAAAGUGGGACUCUGGAAAUUGUCGAUGUUCGAAGUGGUACUUGUGUGGAAGUAAUAGAAGCUCACAGCGGCUCUAUACAGUCUAUAGCUCCAACUGCGGAUGGUUUUGUCACAGGAAGUGUGGACAAGGAUGUUAAAUUUUGGGAAUACCAAACUAGUGAAAAACCUGAUCAAGCUAAACAUCUGACGGCUUCUCCAGCAAAGAAUCUCAAAAUGAAUGAUGAUGUUGUAGCAGUUGCUGUGAGCCCGGAGGGUAAACACAUUGCUGUUGCCUUGUUGGAUUGCACAAUGAAGGUCUUCUACAUGGACACACUUAAAUUCUUCCUCUCCUUGUAUGGACAUAAGCUGCCUGUAUUGUGCAUGGACAUAUCUUCUGAUGGGGAUUUGAUUGUCAGUGGUUCUGCGGAUAAAAAUUUGAAGAUUUGGGGGUUGGAUUUUGGUGAUUGCCACAAGUCCCUUUUUGCUCAUGCUGAUAGUGUCAUGGCUGUUAAAUUUGUUAGAAAUACCCAUUACGUGUUCAGUGUGGGGAAGGAUCGCCUGGUUAAAUACUGGGAUGCCGACAAGUUUGAAUUGCUACUAACUCUUGAUGGCCAUCACUCUGAAAUUUGGUGUCUAGCAGUCAGCCAUCGUGGUGAUUUUCUUGUAACAGGAUCUCAUGAUAGGUCUAUUCGCCGUUGGGAUCGGACUGAAGAACCUUUCUUUAUUGAGGAAGAGAAAGAGAAAAGGCUAGAAGAGAUGUUCGAGGCUGACCUUGACAAUCCUUUUGAGAGCAAGUAUGCGCCAAAAGAGGAGCUCCCUGAGGAGGGUGCAGUUGCAUUGGCAGGGAAGAAAACUCGAGAAACAGUGACUGCAACUGAUUCUAUUAUGGAAGCAUUAGACAUUGCACAGGAGGAGCUGAAACGUCUAGCUGAACACGAGGAAGAGAAAUCAAAAGGGAGUGUUGCUGAAUUUAGGCCGAAUGUUCUGAUGCUUGGUCUUUCUCCAUCUGAUUAUGUUCUGCGUGCAGUUUCAAGUGUUCCCACCAACGAUUUGGAGCAGGCAUUGCUAGCCCUGCCAUUCUCAGAUUCCUUGAGGAUUUUGUCGUAUUUGAAAGAUUGGGUAGCUUUACCUGAUAAGGUUGAGCUCGUUUGUCGGGUUACCACUGUAUUGUUGCAAAUUCAUCAUUACCAGCUAACCUCGACUGCAUCUGCUCGACCCAUCAUUUCUAAUCUCAAAGAUGUAUUGCACACAAGGGUGAAGGAAUGCAAGGAUACAUUAGGCUUCAACUUAGCUGCAAUGGAUCAUGUGAAGCAAUUGAUGGCUGCAAAGUCCGAUGCCCCGUUCAAAGAUGCAAAAGCUAAACUGUUGCAGAUACGCGCGCAGCAAUCGCAGCGCGCCGAUGAAAAGUUGCUACCGCGGGAAGAGAAGAGGAAGAAGAAAAAGAAGCAUAAGAUCGAUAACGGACAUGUAUGGUCGUGAGCCAUUCAUAAUUGAUGUCCUCUUCUAACAACAUACUCGGAACAUCCAUUUGCUGCAGCUGUUUGGACACUGUCUUUAGUCUACGCAAAAUUUUGUUCGACUGGCCGAGGUUAGUUUCCGUUUCCUGCUGUAAAUAGAUCUUGAUGCACACAAUAGUCCUACCGUUGCAUUAUACUGGUUUUUCGCACAAUUGUUGGAGCAAGUUAGCGUUAUUUAUUUAUAGAUGGAGCUUUAAGGGGCAAUUUGACAAUUUGACAAGAAAAGGUUUUAGGACAGAAAAGAUUUUGGACAAUUUGAUGUUAGUUUGAGUAUAUUUGGAGUGUUGGCAAUGUAUGGUAUGGAUAAUUAUAUUUAUUCACUUAAAAUUUUUGGAGUUUUAUUUA
Messenger RNA from Andrographis paniculata, 3609 nucleotides. RefSeq lists its product as uncharacterized. NCBI's taxonomy places the organism in Eukaryota, Viridiplantae, Streptophyta, Magnoliopsida, Lamiales, Acanthaceae. The transcript is spliced from 12 exons. Gene Ontology annotation, molecular function: snoRNA binding; protein binding. Gene Ontology annotation, biological process: maturation of SSU-rRNA. Bases 380 to 3226 code for a protein of 948 amino acids. The record is from RefSeq and is a predicted model, not a curated record. Gene Ontology annotation, cellular component: small-subunit processome; Pwp2p-containing subcomplex of 90S preribosome.